Camelina sativa (false flax) is the source of this 1188-nucleotide messenger RNA. The record is from RefSeq and is a predicted model, not a curated record. Lineage: Eukaryota; Viridiplantae; Streptophyta; Magnoliopsida; Brassicales; Brassicaceae.
AAUUUUUCUCUGUUCUACUCUGUUUGGCAAGUACUGAGAAAGGCUAAGAAAGCUCGUGAGUUUCCCCAUUAAUUAUGAACAUGAGUGACCAGUCCAUGGCUUCUGGGUCAGCGCAAAUAAAAAACAUAGUUCUAGUGGGGCGUGCAGGCAACGGAAAAAGCGCCACAGGGAACUCACUCAUUAGACAACAAAGGUUCACCUCAUUAACACAAGCAACAGGUGUUACUAUGACAUGUCAAACAUUUAGGGCUGUGACAAAAAGUGGGCCGAUCAUCAAUGUGAUUGACACUCCUGGUCUAUUCGAUUUGAUAACGACACCUGCCUUUAUCAGCAAGGAAAUCGUUAGAUGUCUUGCUCUGGUUGAGGAAGGAUUACAUGCUGUGGUGUUAGUUUUAUCCGCUAGGAAUCGGAUUACGCAAGAGGAAGAGUCCGUGGUUAGUACGUUGCAAAGCCUCUUCGGGAGUAGAAUCCUUGACUAUUUGAUCGUUGUAUUCACUGGUGGUGAUGAGCUAGAAGAAAACAACCAGACAUUGAAAACGUAUUUAUCCACAAGCCCUGAGUUUCUGACGAGAAUUUUCACAUUAAGUGGCAAUAGAAAGGUUUUGUUUAAUAAUAAGACCAAGGAUGAAGACAAGAAGGAUAAGCAAAUCGAGGAGCUUCUCGCCCAUGUUGCAGCAAUUGGAAGGAAAAACGAAGGGAGACCGUUUACGGAAGAGAUGCACCGUCAGAUAAAGGAAGAGACCAAGAAGCUUAAGGACGAGGAAAAGAAAGCCGAAGCUAGGUAUAGAAAAGAAGUAGAGAAAGAAAGGGAGAGGAAGGAGGAGUUAAGGAUGUCGUUUCAACUUAAGAUGGAUGAAAUGGCAAUGAUGGUGGAGAGAAAAGUAGCAAAUGCUUUGGAUAUACACGAAGCAAUGAUGCGUAUAAUGGAAAACGUGGCGACAAGGAGAGAACAAGAUCCGAAGCCGUCAUGCAACAUCAUGUAAUCGGUGUACCCAAUCGAGCAAAGAUUGUUGGAAGACAUAUGUCAAAGUCUUAUUGUGCACGAUUUUUUAUUUCAUUUUAUGUGUGCUAUGUGGUUUUCUGCUUUUGUUUGCUUCCCGAUUUCAUAACCCUUGUAAGUAUUGUUAUUUAGCAAAAAAACCCUUGUAAGUAUUGUUGCUAAUUAAAUAAUAAUUGUUGCUAAUAAAA